AAAAAAAGGGGCAAGCAAGCAAGCUAGGGAUUGCGUUUCUAGGGUUCGGAUCGAAGAACUGAUAAACGUAAUCUCCGACAAGAGAUGGCGAUGUCUGUGCAAUCAACGGAAGGCAAAAGGGCCUUGGGGUCAACCUCUGAUGAGAAUUCUGUGGUGCUGAAAAGUAGUUCUACCCCUGUACGUGUGAAUGGACAAUCCUCUUUGCAGAAAGAGAUAAAGAAGGAGACCCGUCUUGGCAUCUCGACAAAGAAAGACGAGGACUUUGGCAAGUGGUAUUCUGAGGUAUGUAGAUGCGGUGACAUGCUUGACUACUACGAUAUAAAGGGCUGCUACAUUCUCAAGCCACCCGCUGUGAAGGUUUGGGGUAUUCUGCGAGCUUUCUUUGAUGCUGAAAUUGAGAAGAUGGGCGUGGAGGAAUACUAUUUCCCUCUGUUUGUGUCUCCUUCUUGUCUUGAGAAAGAGAAGGACCACAUUAAAGGGUUUUCUCCUGAGGUUGCUUGGGUUACAAGAGCUGGCGAAUCUGAGCUGUCUAUACCCAUUGCUGUACGCCCAACCAGUGAGACUGUGAUCUACCCUUACUUUAGCAAGUGGAUUAGGGGACACCGUGAUCUUCCAUUGAAGAUUAACCAGUGGGUUAAUGUUGUUAGGUGGGAGUUUAGCGACCCUAUUCCAUUUAUCAGGAGCCGUGAGUUCCUUUGGCAGGAAGGGCACACCGCUUUCGCCACCAAAACCGAGGCAGAUAAGGAGGUGUUUGAUAUUUUGCAAAUCUACAGCGACAUUUACGAGAAACUCCUUGCCGUCCCUGUUAUAAAAGGGAUCAAGAGUGAGAAUGAAAAGUUUGCCGGUGGACUUUACACCGCCACCGUCGAGGCUUUCAUCCCAAGCUCUGGCCGUGGUAUACAAGCUGCAACCUCUCAUUCUUUGGGACAAAACUUUGCCGAGAUCUUUGGCAUCUCCUUCGAAAAUAAGGAGAGGAAGUUGGAAAAGAAGGAGACUAAGAGAUCACUAGUGUGGCAGAACUCGUGGGGUAUCAGUACCAGAUCGAUUGGUGUCAUGGUUAUGACCCAUGGAGAUGACAAGGGCUUGGUAUUCCCUCCUUUGGUCGCACCUGUUCAAGUCGUUGUGAUACCCGUUCCUUUCAAUGGUUUCGAUGUCAACAUAAUCUAUGAAGCAUGCGAGGCUGUUAAAUCCACCUUGCUCGCUGCUGGAAUCCGCGCUAAAUCAGAUAACCGCGACACCUAUGCCUGCGGCUGGAAGUAUGCUGACUGGGAACAAAAGGGUGUCCCAUUGAGGAUCGAAAUUGGUCCCAGGGAUCUUGCUAAGAAUCAGGUGAGAAUAGUGAGGCGUGACAAUGGUGCGAAGGCUGAUCUCCCGAGAGGAGACCUGAUUGAACAAGUUAAGGACAUGCUCGGUAAAAUCCAGCAAAGCCUCUUUGAUGCGGCCAAGAGAGGUAAGGAUGCUUGCACUCAAAAGGUUGAAAACUGGGACGAUUUCAUGGAGGCUCUCAGCCAGAAGAAACUGAUCUUAGCUCCCUGGUGUGACGAAGUUGAAGUGGAGAAGCUUGUUAAGGAGCGUACCAAAACUGAAACUGGAGCAGGAGCGAAGACUCUAUGCACCCCUCUUGAGCAGCCUGACCUCAACGAAGACACUCUAUGCUUUGCGUCAGGAAAGCCGGCAAAGAAGUGGAGCUACUGGGGCAGGAGUUACUAAAGCUUUCGUGCUCCCUAUUAUGAGUGUUGCAACACUCUUUCGUGCUCUCUGUGUGUGUGGUGGUCCAGUCGCAAACUCAUUACUAUUGCCAUGAUGUUGUUUUAUCGUGCUUUUGUAUUAUUAGACCUAAACUUGUUAUUCCUGUCUUCUUGACAAUAAAGUGAAUGUGUGUGUUAUAUAAAGUGUUUCUUUU
Eruca vesicaria subsp. sativa (arugula) is the source of this 1903-nucleotide messenger RNA. The record is from the annotation of a GenBank genome assembly. Lineage: Eukaryota; Viridiplantae; Streptophyta; Magnoliopsida; Brassicales; Brassicaceae.